AUGGUUUCAAUUGAGGAAGACUUCGAAGAAGGCCAAUGGCCGUUUGGUGGUGAUGGCGAUUUCGACGAGGUGCCUGUUCCAGUUGGUGCUUCUUGCGUCAAGAUUAGCGAAAUCCUAGCGUCAGCAGAUGAAAAGGCUGGUGAAUACUCCUUUGGAGGUAUUGCAGACAGUUUGCCCUCCGCGCCCGGCUUGUUUAUCGAUGACGUGGGGGCGAUAUCACUUCCGCUCGUUCCGGAACAAGCUGAAAAACUGAUCUCAAAAUGCGAGAAGUCCCCCUUUGGUCACAAUAUGGAGACGAAGACGGAUGAGAACGUGCGAAAGAGCUGGCAACUGGCACCUCGAAAAGUGAAGCUCAAAAAUUCACAAUGGACUUCCGGUAUCAAGGAGCUAACAGCUACUAUUUCUCAACGCCUAGGCUACGAGAACGUCCAGCUCGAUUGUGUACUGUACAAAUUGCUGGUCUACGGAGAAGGAGGACACUUCGUUAAACAUCAAAAUACGGAAAAAGAAGACGGAAUGAUAGCGACAUUGGUGGUUCAACCACCAAGCACACAUGACGGGGGCGAUCUCGUAGUGUUUCGAGGCGGAAAAGAGAGGUAUCGCCACGAUUUUGGCAAAAUCGAUGGCACGGCCCCGUAUUUUACACACUACGCUGUCCACUAUGCGGAUGCAGAGCAUGCAUUGGAAGAGGUGACAAAAGGGUAUCGCCUGGUUAUGGUCUACUCAAUUUGUCUACCAAAGACAAUGCGUCAUCUUAAAAAAGACUCCAACAUGCCUAUGAGUGAUGAUCUGGCAGAUGCGAUUAGUGAAAUGGAAUUGAACCACGAAUCGUUCGCGUUGAGGCUAUCCCAUGAAUACACCAAGAAAAGCAUUAAAAAGAUGGGGUCAGGUGCACUGAAAGGCGUUGAUAGUGCGAGGUUCCAAGCAUUGGAGGAAGCAAACGCUGUCGUACCCGCUGAUAAGAAGAUGCGAAUCUUCAUUGCAAAACUCUCGCACAAGAUUAUCUCGAUUCUAGGUCUCGCUUUGGUCGGUGGCUGGCAAGAAGUGGAACGCUCUCAAACAAUUCACUGGUAUUCUGUGAGCGGUAAAGAUCUAGGAAGCAGUAAGGACAAGGACUUGACGACAUCGGCGACGAACCUGAACUUUCUAAAUCCUGGUCAAGAUACAUACACUCAGUUGUGGGAGGCGUAUGGAACUAGCAAGGAGGAGCCGUACACCGGUAACGAAGGUCCGACACGUAAUACUAAGUAUUCAAGAUACGCAAUUGUGGCGUGGCCAGCCUCUCAGCACACUGCAAAUGCCUUGAAGCAUAUGUCUUUGGAACUUGGCGUGGAAGCCCUGAUGGAGAAACGCCCAGCUGACAAAGCGACUCUACGCAAUGUUCUUCAGAUUGCUGAUUCCCGGCUCAAUUGUGAAAACUGGAGUGGUUCUAAAGCGUCAGUGAGAUUCUGUCGCUCUUUUUGCGAGCUUUUGUUAGAUAUUGACGAUGUGGAACUGGUAAAGUUGUUCUUCUCCAAAUUUUGCCCUCGCCUUGGCGAGUUGUACGAGAACACUACGCUGAUUCCGGUGCUUACAAAGAUAGUGAGCACUUUUGGCUGGGGUGAAAUUGGAGAUACGCUGUUGGCUAUUCUGGGCAAUGUAACAAGUGUGUAUCAGGAAGAUAAUUUCGGUGUUACUCAUUUGGAAAUGACUCUGCAGGUACUGGAUGGUUUGGAAGAAGGACCUGGAAAGCAGGCACUGUUAAAAUUGGCUGUUGAUUUAGCAGUGAAAAUCGAUCAAGGGGAGUCAGAUAUGAAUUGUACGGAACUGGAUUUGAAUUCGCCCAGUGUUAUCGACAUUCUCUGGAAAAAUAUUAUUCAAUCUACGGCGAUAGAACCUUUCGAAACUAUGGCAAACCACCUCAUGUCAAAAGAUCCAAGUGAGCUGGGUCAAGCAAUUCAAGCAUUUUCACAAUAUGUCGGUGAGCUUGAUGAAACGAGCGAUAAGUUUGUGGCACUUGCGUCUAUUGGAGCGAAAAGGGCGAAGUGGUUGAAGAGGGAGAUUCGGUUGCUGGAUAAACCUUUUUCGUUUGAGAUGCCAGAUGCAAAUUUCCCAGAUAAUAAGACGAUUGAGGACUUUUUGCGUGGUCCCGGUACCAGUAUGAAGACCGAGGGUCUGAUAGCUUUUAGCGGUCUGCCCGAUGCACGUAAGUAUGCAGCUAGGUGUGUACGUAAAAAACAAGAUGACGCCACGUUUACAAUGAAACCUGCCGGGAAAGGGAAGAAGGCAUUCGUGACGAUCACAAAAACUCGGAAGUGGUUUAACAGAUGCCAAGACAAGCUAGUGCAAUACAGGGCUGAGCUGGAUGACCUUGAAAAGCUCUACGACCAUACCGCUACAGGCAGUCAGAAGAAAAAAUGCCGUCGUGAAUAA
Messenger RNA from Phytophthora nicotianae INRA-310, 2412 nucleotides. RefSeq lists its product as hypothetical. NCBI's taxonomy places the organism in Eukaryota, Oomycota, Peronosporomycetes, Peronosporales, Peronosporaceae. The transcript has a single exon. The coding region runs from base 1 to 2412 and encodes 803 amino acids. The record is from RefSeq and is a predicted model, not a curated record.